AUGGGUAACAAUCAGAUUUAUAUAUCCGGCCCAAUGGAGAGAUAUUUCAAUGAUCCGAGGACUUUUGAAACUACUGUGAGCAGCCCAAUUAAGCACUACGACUACGGAGCAAAGCUCAACAGAAUGCAAAAACGAGCCCUUCGUUUCACUUGGCAUCGCCUUCAAACACGAAAUGGAGGAAAGCGAGUGGAAAAUGUCUUUGAGGAGGUAUUCGAUCGGCUUGCUCGGACACUACCAUGUUUAAAAGACAUGUUCACAACUCGAAUGUUUUUGUGUGCUAUGGCUCGAAAUGAGACCGCGUCACUAAGAGACCAUGCCAAGGUAACCGUCAAAAUGUUCGACGUAGUACUCAAAAACAUGGAACUUGAACUAUCUAAACGCACUGAUACUGGAUUUCCUAUGGACCCCAAAAUAAUAGGUCAUACCCAUGGCCCUCUCCGUCCAUAUGGUCUCACUGGAGAAUACUGGGAGAAGCUUGGAGAGACAAUUAUUGAUGUGGUCUUAGGACAGGAAGCUGUACGGGAUCUUCCAGGAGCUGGACAAGCUUGGGUGAUUUUUACGGCAUGUUUAGUUGAUCAGAUGCGUGCUGGUUUCGAAGAGAGUCGGGAGGUCUUUCCAAUGUUCCCAAAACGUCAAGCUGUGCUACAUUACGCAGCGAAACACCUACACGAGACGGACUCCGAAUGCGCUAUGCAAUCUCUCCCCGAUCAAGGAUUGUUCCCCACCUCUGCCACUGCGGCGAACAUCUCCGGGCGGGGAAGGAUGAAAAAAAGCGUGUGCACUACUCGAAGAAAUCGCUCGGCUGAAAAAGAGGAGCAAGAAUCGAGCUAG
Molecule: messenger RNA, 831 nt
Organism: Necator americanus (New World hookworm)
Lineage: Eukaryota; Metazoa; Nematoda; Chromadorea; Rhabditida; Ancylostomatidae
Exons: 7
Coding region: 1-831 (276 amino acids)
Biological process (GO): response to hypoxia; oxygen transport
Molecular function (GO): oxygen carrier activity; heme binding; oxygen binding
Source: RefSeq, a predicted model, not a curated record